ACUUUGUGUGCUUCCUGUUUCAAAGUCCAGCUGAGGGAACGGAUUACGAGUAAAAACAGCAAAUCAAACUGGAGAUGGUGUUGGUCAAAUAGACUUUGUUAUAAAUCUAGAAGCGCUUCGACAGAGCGGAGCAGACAUGCAGCGGUCUCUGGAGUCUCUGGUGCAGCUGUUGGAGUCCUACAGAGGCAGAGAUAAAGUCAUCAGGACAGUGUGUUAUGGAUCCCAGCUGGUUGGAGGAGUUCUUUCCCGGGGAGCAGAGGUAGACGUCCGGUCCCAGCGGCUUGGGAAAAGCCUGCUGCUGUUUUCUGCUCAGCUCAGUCACUGCAGGACGGUGCUCAGGUUGUUCGAUGACCUCUCCAUGCUGGCCUACUCCCACAGCUACGGGCUUGGAAAUGGGGAGGAGGACGCGGCCGUGCGCUGGAUAUCCGUGCUGAACAACGUGGCGGACCAGCUGUACUACCCCUGUGAACACAUCGCCUGGGCCGCCGACGCCGACCUCAUCAGAGUGAAGUCCGAUAAGUGGUGGCUGUUCAGCACAGUGCUGUGGGGAACCUCCCUGCUGCUGGGAAUCCUCAGAUCGCUCCGAGUUCUUCUGCUGCUGAGGAAGAAGCUGAAGAAGAGGCACGAAGGCAGAAACAGUCGCUCUCAGCUCCGCCGGCAGAUGCGAGGGGAGCUGCUGUCCAUCCUCAGCAGCAUGGCUGACCUCAGUAACGCCAUUCACUGGAUGCCGCCCGGCUUCCUGUGGGCAGGACAUUUCCCUAACUGGCUGGUGGGGCUGAUGGGCACCACGUCCUCUCUGAUUGGUUUGAUCCAGAUGAAUGCCAGUAGCGGUGAUCAGUCAGACACUACACAGUCUUCUUCACCAGAGUGAGGAAGAGACGGCGACACUAAAUGACUGACGGAUGUAUGGAUAAUAGUGGAAAAUGAUUAGACUCCAGUCAGACUGUCUGUGGAGAUUAACUGCAGUCCUGUAGCUUGUAGCAACAAGCACAUAAAUUAAAUUGUGGCCUAUUACUGCUUUAAAAGCAAAAAAAAAAGUCACUGCACUUGUGCUUAAUUAGGAGUAAUUAAAGAUCUCUUGAUGAAUUUGCCAACCAGUAUUCAAUUUAGUAGCUUUUGAUUUACACUUGGACAUUUUAGUCAUGAGAAUUAUCAUUAAGCUCUACUGUUCAUUUCACUACACUAAACAUGUUCAGCAGUAAAUUCAAGCCCUAACAAAGCCCUAAGGUCAACAAGGGGGAACUUCUGCUGUAAAACUUUUUUCUUUGUCUUUUGUUUUUAAUGAUUUUGUCUAAAGAAUCAUCAAAAGAGAAGAAAGGUCAGGCAGGUCACAGUUUGAUUCUUGAGGAAACACCAGUGGUAACAUAGCCUUAAAGUUCCUGUUUAAUGGUCAGCUUCACUCUGGAAUACGUCCACCCAGCUUCUUAACUGCUUAUCCAGCUCAGUUUCACCAGGAGGCUGGAGCCUCUCCCAGUCUGCACUCUGGAAAGGGAUUGUAAAUGAUUGCCUUUAAGACACACUCCACGCACUUGGCUUUAAAUAUAUCAUAGAAUCAUACAAACUGUGAAUAUAGUAUUGUGUGUUAUGAAUGUGGUGACUGAGCUGUUUCAACUUCAGUCGCGCAUUCAGACAUUUUUAAAAUCAGGUUUUUUCCAACGCGUUACGUCCUCGAGUUCACACUGUAUCAACCAGGUUGGUUAAUGAGUUUCCCAGGCAUUGAAGAGCUGUCACAGAACUGGAGAAAUAUCUCAGUUUCAUUAAAAAAAACAAAAAAAACAAAAAAACCAUUACCACUCAAAGUCCAAAUGUUUGAAUGUGGUUUUGUCAGCUAACGAUGAUGUUUGUAUGACUGGUGAAAUGAAACAGAAUGUGUCUGAAAUGUGUGCUAAUUUAAAUGUAAUAUAAUUUUAUAUCAUGGGAACAAAAUGAUCUGUUUUUCAAGAAAUAAAAUAAAAUGUUAAAUUUUU
Oreochromis niloticus (Nile tilapia) is the source of this 1967-nucleotide messenger RNA. It is a transcript of the gene pex11g, whose product is annotated as peroxisomal biogenesis factor 11 gamma. The transcript is spliced from 5 exons. The record is from RefSeq and is a predicted model, not a curated record. Gene Ontology annotation, biological process: peroxisome fission. Gene Ontology annotation, cellular component: peroxisomal membrane. The coding region runs from base 137 to 871 and encodes 244 amino acids. NCBI's taxonomy places the organism in Eukaryota, Metazoa, Chordata, Actinopteri, Cichliformes, Cichlidae.